Bactrocera dorsalis (oriental fruit fly) is the source of this 28961-nucleotide messenger RNA. RefSeq lists its product as uncharacterized. NCBI's taxonomy places the organism in Eukaryota, Metazoa, Arthropoda, Insecta, Diptera, Tephritidae. The record is from RefSeq and is a predicted model, not a curated record. The coding region runs from base 26300 to 28135 and encodes 611 amino acids. Gene Ontology annotation, molecular function: zinc ion binding; nucleic acid binding. The transcript has 2 exons.
CUUGGUAACCAUUUUUGAACUUGAUUUUUAUUUCCUCGUUUGUUGUCAAUUCUAUAAGUUCUUCUUCCAGCUGAGGUGACAUUGCUGUGUUGACAUUUGAAAACGGAUCCAACACCCAGUCUGGUAUUUCCAAGUUCAAAAUGUUCUGGUAUCGUUCAAUGAAGUCAGUGUGGAGGUUUUCCAAAUGUUGGCAGUAGGCAAACAAUUCGUCGUUACUGCAUGAUACUGAUAAAUUCGAAAAAUUGUGAAACUCGCGUCUGCCCAGAUUCUUUUUGUGUAGAAGCAGUUUGGCUGCGAAAGCAGCAACGACGUUUUGUGUUUUAAUUAAAUUUAGUUUAUCGCCUUGCAGUUGGAGAUUCAUGUCGUUGAACAAUUUAAGCUAUAUCAUUCUUUGAUGUUAUGAGCUUGUCUUGAAAUUCUGUAUCUUUAGUUUCCAAGAACUCUAUAACAGAGUCAAACAGGUUGUAGAAUCGAGUCAGAAAAUUGCCUCUUGAUAGCCAACGAACUGCAGUAUGAAACAACAAACCUCGUCAUUAGUAACACAAAACUGAUGAAAUAAUUUAUCAUUCAAAGAGCUGUUGCGGAUUUUAUUGACUGCUUUGAUGACAUAUUGCAGUGAUUGAAAUAGUUUUUCACUUAAGUUUGUAGCAACUAAAUACAUUUGUAAGAAAGGAUAAAGAUCCUUUUUUAUUUUCCACAUAAAAGAUUUAAGGAGUUCAAAAGCUCAAAACGUGCGCUACAUCAGCUACCUACCCGACGUCAUUUCGCAAGUGAUAAAAUAAAUUUUUCAAGAGCUCAAAGUAUGCGCUACAUCAGCUCGAACCUACCUACCCUACACCUUUGCGCAAAUGAUUAUAUUAUGAUAGCAAAUGCCCACAUACAGAUUUGGCAAUGGCAAUAGCAAUACGUUUGACAGUUAGUAUUCUAUAAAUUCUAUCCUGUCGAGAUGCUCGUUAUGAAACGGAGCGACCGAUUGACAUGUUUUUCAUUUUUCUAUAUUCAAUAAAAUGGGACAGAUAUAUGAACUACGCGGAGAGAAAUAUAGAACCGAGUUUGAGCAAUCCUUUAUUUCAUAUUAGUUGAUGUUCACAAGUUGUUGUUGAGAGUCGAGAGCUCAUGUAGUCGUUGUCUAAGAGGCCUUCUAGCUAAAUAAAUUACAAAUAACCCCCCAAGCCCUACACAACGGCCCCAUUUUCUUUCUGGGUCUCUUACCGCCCCCCUUGACAUCUGCAGCGCCCACUAGGGGGCGUUAUCGCCCACUUUGGGAAACCCUGACCUAAACUAUAUGGAGACAUUAUAUGUUUAAUAACACACACCUUUGCAAAAAGAAUCCCAUCAAUGGGGCAAGAAACUGCAGCGAAAGUAAGCCUCGGCUAAAUAAAAGAAAUACGUAUAAACACCACCUAUACCCAAAACUUCCAAGUCGAUUGUAGAGAACUAGGAAAUGUGAAAUUCUUUUAGUUACUUUGGCAAGUUAUAGGCAUGCACAUUUGGUUUUACCAAACUUGACUAUUAUUUUGUUAUUCUAGUUAUUAAUUUGAAUUACAUUUUUUUUUUUAUUUUACGUAAUUCAUUACGAGUAUUUCUUAAAAUACUAAAUUUUCUUAAUACUUGUCCGUACUUAAAUAAAACAAAUCAGCAAAUUUUUUUGCAAAUUGUAUCGAUUCUUUAUUAGCCGAAGGAACUUCGUUCCUACCUGGUGUCCCACGACACCACAUUUCUUUUUUUUUUAUAAGAGAGAGGAGAGUUAAUACCAGUAUCAACGACACUUAUACUACACAAGUUAAUACAACAAAUAUUUAUUUCAACAAUAUUCAUUGAUACAAUGUAGUUGUUAAAAUUCAAUAACUUAAAAGCUAACACAACAAAUAUUUAUUUCAACAUAACAACAAUCAUUGCAACAAUGUUGUUGUUAAAGUUGAGUAACAUAAAUAAACAUCCGCUGCAACUCCCAAAAUUGAUCGACAUUAUUGCUGAUCAAUAAAUAAUAAUAUCAACAACAAUAAUCAACUUCAAUUCUUAUAUUUAUGAAAAAAAUAUACAGAUAUUAAGUUUAAUCUAUAUAUAUAAAAUUAAGUGGCAAAACUUCCUGUUCGCAUACUCCUCCUAGACCGCUUGCCCGAUUUCAAUGAAAUUUUCAGGGGUGAUUGGGGUCUGUUUGGAGGGUGCACAUAAGAAAUUUAAUGUGUGUAUCAUUGCACGUUUUGCAAAAAAAAAAAAAAAAUGAUACAUCCCGCCUAUACAAAUUCUCAUGAAAUAAUGUUUUGCCGCAAGAUUAACAGUCCUGUCAAAUGCCUUUUACUAAUAAAAAGGAACAACUGGCGGAUGUUUACAAUUAAUAAAAAAAAAAAAACAUUGACAUCGCAUGUUGAUCGUUUUUGCCUGUCAUUCGUUCUUUCUAUGGAUGACUGUCAAGCUAACAAGACAUACAGAACGUAAGAGUUCCGAAUGCACUGAGUGUAUAAAAAAAUGUUUCAACAUUAUGUGUAUUUUUCUCAGAUUUCAAUGUGAUUAACAUUCUGCGUACAACACAAAGCAAGUGAGUAUUGUUAUUGUUUCGUAAGUGUUUCCAUGCGGUUUGCAAAUACACUGUUUGUGGGUCUUAUUGCAUAUGCGUGUGUGGGUAAAAUACAUAGUUUAAGAUGUAGUUUUAGGUUAAUUUUUCCAUUUUUAUUUAUGUACUUCAAAUAUGCAUACUCUAGAAAAUGCCUCGACUACGCCAACGUAAUACGGUUGGCAGGCAUACGAGUGAUUCACGUCGAAUGUCAAUAUCAAGAAGAAAUCAAAGUGAAGAGCGACGCGCUCAAAUGAAUGCCCGAGGUAGAGCGGUGUACAGAGAGCGGCGCGCACAGAAUCAACGGCCAAGUUACCGUCAAGGCCGAAAAUGGUCAACGCGUUUAUUUCACUGCAGACAAUGUACCACAGAGCGCAGCACGACCACCGGGGACAACACUAACUACCUUUUUCGAGUUGUGUUCCGAAAUACCACAAUAUUUCACUUGGAAUCCAUCAUCGAAAACAUUUCAACGACGAAAGCAAGAGGAGCGUGUUGACGGUUAUCCAAAUGUCCGUAAAACCGAUGCCAUAGGACGCAUUUACACCAUCCAUCCGAACAACACCGAAUGUUUCUAUUUGCGUCUGCUAUUAGUCAACGUGCGCGGACCGAGAUCAUUUGAUGAUUUGAAAACUGUUGACGGUCAGUUGUGUGCGAGGUAUCGUAAAGCAUGUCAGCGAUUGCAUUUGUUAGAAGAUGAUAUGCAUUGGGACACCGCACUUCAUGACGCAUCACUCACAUCUCAUCCAAAACAAAUACGCGUACUAUUCGCCAUAAUAAUAUCUACAUGCCUUCCGUCAAAUCUGCAAGAACUGUGGAAUAAGUACAAAGACUGCGUGACCGAGGACUUAUUAAUUUUGGCGCGUAGUCGAGCAUCGGACGCAGAUUUGCUAUAUACAUUACAAAUGUGUAAUGAUGCUUUGAUGUUGGUUGAAGAUCUGUGCCUUACAAUUGCGAAUAAGGCAUUAACGCAACUUGGCAUAGCUGCGCCCAAUCAAAAAAAGAUGAUAAGAUUAUACGAGCGGUUGACAAUAACGCCGGUGGAUUCUACUUUCUGGAUGUGCCCGGUGGUACAGGGAAAACGUUUCUGACCUCUUUAAUUCUUGCUACUAUGCGGUCACAGUAGAAAUUGCGCUGGCAAUUGCUUCGUCAGGCAUCGCUGCUACUCUAAUUGAAGGCGGCCGAACAGCACAUUCUGCGUUGAAAUUACUGUUGAACAUCUAAGUCGUAGAAACACCAACGUGCAACAUAUCAAGGAAUUUAGCAAUGGCAAAAGGUUUGCGAGGAGCUGGAAUAGUUCUAUGGGAUGAGUGCCCAAUGGCUAACAAAAAGUAAUUACAAGCAACAGAACAAUGCAAGAUUUACGCCAAAAGCAACAACUUUUAUCCGGCGAUUUUCGGCAAACUUUGCAAGUCAUUCAACUCCUGCCGACGAAAUAAACGCAUGUUUAAAAUCGUCAGUUUUGUGGAGACAUGUUCAAAGGCUGACUCUUACCAUCAACAUGCGAGUCUAAUUGCAAAAUGAUCGAUCCGCAGCGGCGUUUUCGAAGCAGUUGUUAGACAUUGGCGAAGGCAAAGUACCAAUCGAUGAUACCGGUUUGAUCACAUUGCCGAACAACUUUUGUAGACUUUUACAAUCGAAAGAAGAAUUGAUUGAAAGUGUAUUUCCGAAUAUUGUUCAACACUAUCAACGCAACGAUUAUUUAAGUGAACGCGCAAAUGGCACCGAAAAAUGUACACGUCAACGAAAUCAAUUUUGCCAUUCAAGAAAAACUGCCAGGAGAAGCUACAACAUAUACAUCGAUUGAUAGCGUUUUGGAUCAAGAUGAAGUAGUCAAUUAUCCAACUGAAUUCUUGAAUUCUUUGGAUCCCCCCGGUCUGCUACCGCAUUGUUUGGUCCUGAAAGUCGGUUCACCCAUUAUACUUCUACAAAAUCUGAAGCCACCGACUUUGUGUAAUGGCACAAGACUUUCAGUCAAAAAAUUGUGGCCAAAUUUGAUUGAAGCAACAAUACUAAAUGGCAAGGCAGCAGGUGAAGUUGUACUCUUACCACGCAUUCCCAUAAUUCCAACGGACAUGCAGUUUGAAAUUAAAGGGCUUGCAGUUCCCAGUACGUCUUGCCUUUGCGAUGACCAUCAACAAAUCGCAAGGGCAAACGUUUCAAGUGUGCGGCGUCAAUUUGGAAGAACCGUGCUUCUCCCACUGCCAAUUGUUCGUCGCAUGCUCUAGAGUGGGAACACCAAGGUGCUUAUUCAUUUACGCGCCAGGUGGAAAAACCAAAAAUGUUGCAUACCAAUAUGUUUUAUAAAUGUUUUAUAAAUAAGUAACAGUUUUACAACAAGAAAUAAAACACUAAGUAAAACCCCUCAAGAGUUUUAAUCGAUUUAGGUUGAGCGAAGCGCAUAGGGUAACAGCUAGUUUUCGAUACAUUUUUUCCACAUCACCAUUGAAGACGAAUUUGUAUAUACGCCAGUUUAAUAUAGGAUCAUUAAAUCUGGCUGAAGCGUGGAACCCGUAUAUGAAAUGUCAUUUAGGGAAUUCCCCAAACUAAGGUUUUUGAUUCAUUAAAGACAACUCUUACCUUUGUGUUUUUUUUUUGUUUAUUACUGCAUGAUGUGGCAGGUAGAAUGAAUAGUAUUUACUUUUUAUAAUUUUUACGCCAGGGCUGACUUCCUCCAUGUGAUCUAAAUGGAGGUAUUCUUCUGGAACCCUAUCGUAUUCUGGUUUCAGCUCGCCUUUUUUAAGUAGUGUUUUUUCAAUACUUAAAAACUGUUGGAUAGCAUAAGUGCGGAAAUGCCUUAAGGCGAGUGUGUGGGGAAAUUCUAGCUUUAGUGGUAGCCGUACGAGGGUCCUAAAAAUCCUUACAAUAUCGAUCUUCUGGGAUUGUGAUUGAUAUGAGGGGGAGUUCUUCUAACUCCCAAAAUUUUUUCAGAUGUAUAUUGAAGUACUCGUUUGGGAUUUCCUCAACUUGAGUUGUCAUUGUUGUGACUGGUUCUGCAACCAGUCCCCUUAGUAUCCAAACGAAAAAGGUAUUUUGGGCCAGAAAUGAUUUUGGUUUUCGCUGUGUAGCGUCUGAGUUUUUAAUGCCUUUGAGCAGUGUCGUGCUUAUUGGCAAUUUUCGGAAUUUUAUAAGUCGGGAUUUGCUAUUGCAAUUAAUGCCGCAACUCUUUUAAUAAUAGCGUUAUUUUAAACGAUGCUGAAAAAAUUUGUAGUAUGAAGCAUUGUGUUAUGUCGUUUAUGGCAAUAAACGCAAUUGAAUUUGCUUUCGCAAUCUUUAAGCGUAUGCCCAUGUGAAAAACAGUUGGUACAAAGUUUUUUGUUCUUACGAAAUUGUUUCUUUCGUUAAUAUUUAGUUUUUUAAAUUUCUCGCAAGAUUUCAGCCUGUGCCCUUCUUUAAACAGUUCGCAAGACAUAUGUUUGUUCUGUUCGGAUGUGAACGAUUGUGUUUUGAAAAAACAACGAUUUAAGUUGUUGUUGUUACUCGCUUGGGGCCUAAUGAACAUUCGAUUUAUGUCGUGUUGAACGUUUUUAGUUCUGACUAGUAUUUUAUCUACCCUUUGCGCAAUUUCAUAUUGGGUAGUUAAGAAAUCUUUCAUUUGUUGCCACGUUCGGCACUUUCUUCGUGAUGAGAGCGAUUACUAAAACAAAAGUAACGGUUUUUCUGGUAAUGCAGAUGUGCAUAUGUCUGGGGAAUAUUCUGUGUCGCUAGAACCGACAAGCAAUUUGAAACAGUGGAUUGAAGUUUUAUAAAUUCUUCGCUUGUUUCUUUCGGAAUUUUUGGUAAAUUUAUUAUUAUUGUCACUUGUUUGUCGACUAAUAUUCUUUUGCUUACGUAAGGUGCUUUUUGGGCUUCCCAAUCAAAAUUGAAAUUUUCGUCAUUAAUAGCGAACUGUUUUACUAUUACGUCUGCUUGACUUUUGUUUUGUUUCAGAGGUGAUACAAUUUUUGUGCUUGUGAUAAUUUUGGAUGGUUUAUGUACACGGUUGUAAACAUGUCCCGGAAGGACGGCCAUUGUUCAUAACCACCAUGCAAAAUUUCAGUGUCACAUGCGGGCAUCUUGAGAUGGAUGCCUGAACUCGCCUCUUGGCUUUGAACUUGUGGCAGCUCUAGUCUCGGUUGUGGAGUAGGUGAAAUUGCUUUAAUUUAUUUCAAUUGAUCGGAGAUCAUAGCUUUCGUCUCUUCGUACUGGUCUAAGCAAUUUCCAGGUAGAUCAGAUUUGUCAGAUUCUACAAUUGCGUCAUACGCAGCUUGGAGGCGUGUCCAGAAAUUGCCUACUUUUUCUUGUUUGAUUUCUAAUACCGCUUCAGAAUUGUCUUGAAUCGGUGAAGAUGAGAAUCGAGUGCAGUGUCGAAUUAGGCUGUCACUCUCAGCAAUAAUCUUAGUAUAUGAAGUAUCUUUCGUCUUUUUUGCUUUGUAGCAGCUUGUUUUGAACAUGUAGCUUCUGCAGGUGUUCAUCGGCUCUUUUCUUCAGAAAUAUUUUUUUUUAACUUUUAGGUAUUGUAUCGACUUAGAUUCCUUAGAAUCUUCGUUCAUUUGGAUAAUAUGAGAAAAUUUAAAAUAUGAGAAAAAAAUUCUCUCAGUGUACUUCUAAAAACAAUAAAUACGUGUGAAAUCUUUAAGAUAAAAAUGAAUGAAACAAUAACGAACGCGUAUUUCGUUUUCCUUAUUCCCGGUUCUUAUUUCGUUGUGGUAUUAGUUUGUUCUUGUUUUCCUUAUAUUUAAUUUAUUGUUUCGUACUCGUUAGUACUCGUAAAUACUUGCGUAGUCGUAUAUAAGCAAUAAUGAAAAAGGAGAAAAAGGUUAAUGACCUUUGUAUAUGAGUCUGCACGAUAUGUGCGUGUUUAUGUGCAUACGUAAGAUGCCUAAGAAUUUUUGUUUGUUUGAAAUCCUGCUUGUGCUUUAACAAGAACAAGGGGUAUUGCUGGAAAGGUGCCGAUUUGUAUAGCUUAUGCCACUGAGUCCAAUUUGUUUCCUCUCCGUUUCCUUUUCUUUUUGUUGCUAGUUCCGUAGUUGCUAAUUUCCUUUCGUUGGUUGGCUUUUUUGGCUUUUUUAAUAUUUUUUUAUAUAUUUUUUAUUUAUUUUUUAUUUAUUAUUUCCCUUUUUUAAUGGUUUUUCACAUUGACAUUUGAUUUUAUAUACGUGUUAAGCUUUGUGACCGUGUAGAAUUUUUUUUUUUUUUGUUAAGUAAUAUGUCGCUCCCGGUUUUAGGUAUUUUUCUGUUUUUUGGUAUUCAGCACAGAAUUGUGUGAAUAUGCAUAUCUAUAGGUGUUUUGUUUAUUUUUUUUUAACCGCACACUAUACACGAUUUAUCUUUUUCUUAUUAUUGUAAAUUAUGUUGUUUUAUUUUGGUACCACAACACGGAACCGUUUCGUAUUCUCCGUGUUUCAAUUUUUUUUAUAUGUAUAUAUAUAUGUAUAUGUCACUGCACCUUUUAUUUUAGUUUAUAAUUUUUGGUUGUUGAAAAUUUUAUAUAUAUAUAUAUAUAUAUAUAUAUAUAUCACCUCAUUUUACCGCUUGAAUCUUUUGUUUUUGUAUAUAUGUUUGUCUCCUCACUUAAAUUUUUUGUAUAAUUGCACACUUACCACUUUCUUCAAAGCAAAUACCGAAAUCCUGCUAAAUUAUUUUAGACAUGUAGUAUAUAAACGUUUUAAGGGAACCGGUGUGAAUUAAAAUAUUCCACCUCUUGACGAAAAUUGUCCAAAUCCAACCAAAACUUUUAAAGCCCUUAUUUACCCAAUAUGACAACAUGACCUAGCCAGCGUAGCCGCUGUCUUUUAAUUCGCUGAACUAUGUCAAUGUCGUCAUAUAUCUCAUACAGCUCAUCGCUCCAGCGAAAGCGAUAUUCACCGUGGCCAACGCGCAAAGGACCAUAAAUCUUUGGCAGAACUUUUCUUUCGAAAACUCGCAACGUCGACUCAUCACUUGCUUUCAUCGUCCAAGCCUCUGCACCAUAUAGCAGGACGGGUAUUAUGAGUGACUUAUAGAGUUUGGUUAUUGUUCGUCGAGAGAGGACUUUGCUUCUCAAUUGCCUACUCAGUCCGAAGUAGCACCUGUUGACAAGAGUUAUCCUGCGUUGGAUUUCUAAGCUGACCUUGUGGGUGGUGUUUACACUGCUUCCAAGGUAAACGGUAUUAUCUGUGACUUCAAAGUUAUGACUGUCAACAGUGGCAUCCAUUCCACAUUGCCAAUUGGUACUGAAAAUGAUUAGCAUUCUCAGGGCGCUGAUCAACGCAUUGAUUUGAUCCGCUGUGCUUUUGAGCGCCGUGGAGUAAGGCUGUCGUCAGCAGGUAUCCACGUUAAACACACCGGACGUUGUCAACAGUGGCGUGAGUGCGACGACUGUUUGUGUGAUGACAGGAGAUAUUUCGUCCUGCCCUCGUUCCUGCCAGACCCAUUUGUUUUGCCUCCUUGUCCAGUCUGGAGAAAGCAGAACUACCGGCGCGGGUGCUGAAGCCGAUGAUAUCAAUAUCAGCGGCACACGCCAGCAGCUGUACACUCUUAUAAAAGAUUGUACCUGCUCGAUUAAAUUCUGCAACUCGAACUAUUUUCUCCCGCAGCAGAUUGCAGAAGUCGCACGAUAGAAAGUCGCCUUGCCUGAAACCUCGUUUGGUAUCGAACGGCUCGGAGAGGUCCUUCCCGAUCCUGACGGAUCUUUUGGUGUUGCUCAACGUCAGCUUACGCAGAUGUAUUAGUUUUGUGGGGAUACCAAAUUCAGACAUCGCGGCAUAAAGGCAGCUCUUUUUCGUGCCGUAGAAAUAAGCUUUGAAAUCGACGAAGAGGUGGUGUGUGUCGGUUCUCCUUUCACGGGUCUUUUCCAAGAUUUGGCGCAUGGUGAAUAUCUGGUCGGUUGUUGAUUUACCAGGUCUGAAGCCACACUGAUAAGGUCCAAUCAGUUUGCUGACGGUGGGCUUUAAUCUUUCACACAAUACGCCCGAUAGAACCUUAUAAGCGAUGUUGAGGAAGCUUAUCCCACGGUAGUUGGUGCAGAUUGUGUUCUUCAGGCGGGUGUUCUUCUUCACGGUCAGGCAAUGGAACGUCCGCUCCAUCGUCAUCGAUUGGGGGAUUGGGUUCGCCUUCUCCUGGUGUUGUGCGUUCACUGCCAUUCAGCAGGCUGGAGAAGUGUUCCCUCCAUAAUUUAAGUAUGCUCUGGACAUCGGUGACUAGAUCACCUUUGGGGGUUCUACAAGAGUAUGCUCCGGUCUUAAAACUUUCUGUAAGCCGCCGCGUUUUUUUUGUAGAAUUUUCGAGCAUUACCCCUGUCGGCCAGCUUAUCCAGCUAUUCGUACUCACACAUUUCGGCCUGCUUCUUUUUCUGUCUGCAAAUGCGUCUCGCUUCCCUCUUCAACUCUCGGUAUCUAUCUCAUUUCGCACGUGUUGUGGUCGCUCGUAACGUUUCGAGGUAGACAGCCUGUUUUCUCUCCGCUACGACACGGCACUCCUCGUCAUACCAGCUGUUCUUUUGCAUUUUCCGAAAACCAAUGGUUUCGGCUGCAGCUGUACGUAAGGAGUUUGAAAUGCCAUCCCACAGUGCCCUUAUAUCAAGUUGUUGACGAGUGAUCUCAAAGAACAGGAGUGCAAGCCGAGUAGAGAAUCGUUCGGCUGUCUGUUGUGAUUGCAGCUUCUCGAUGUCGAACCUUCCUUGUGUGUAUUGGCGUGCGGUUUUGUGCUGCACAGUGGUGGGUGCGAGUCUUGGCUGCAACAAGGUAUGUUUCGCCUUCACACUGUAGCUCGCCUUCAAAAGGCUGUUCUUAGGCUACCCAGAGGAUACUUGGUCAAAGACCGGAAAUCGUGAGCUGCUUGAGUCAUAUGUAAAAGUAUUGUUUCUGGCCUCCACUCUCAAGUGAAUGGCGAUCAGGGAACUUUACUCACUUGCGUGAACUUCUACACAUGACCUCCAAUUCAUUUGCAUUCCUAAAAUAACUUUAAAUAAUUUUGUCCGGUUUUUGAGACCAAAUACUCCUAUGUGCGACAUUUUGAAAAUGGAUGAUAUAAGUAGAUAUAAAACCCCUUUUACUCCCCAUAUAACGGUACUACCCGCUGUGUAAAAUUUAAUAUCUCUUGACGCGACCGACCGAUUUCGACUAUACUUAGUUCGUAGCAUUCUUAGGAAUAUGUAUGUCACAGUGUGAAAAUGGGUGAAAUCGGAUUGCAAGUAGUAGACAUAAGUACUUCUCAUAUAGCACAAUUUUAAACUACAUUUGAUACUUUCACUUUUCAGUACACAAAUCAAAAAGCUAUUAAUAUAACAGAAUAAACCUUAGCACGAAUAAUGUCCUUAGAGUAGUCCAUCAUAUAUCCAUAAAAUGUCCAAAUUCAACAAAAACUGUUCAAGCGGCUAACAAAUUGUGUUAAAUGUUAUUGCACUAUUGAAUAUAUGCUAGUAGUCAUACUUAUGACUUUAGUUGUCUCAAUCCCACUAUAGGUCACAUGACGGUUUUGCAAUAUCAGUUUGCCAGCAAUAGUUUCCGGAACAAGAACUGAACGAAGCUUGUCUUGGAGUGAUCUACGUCCUCGAUUGGUAAACAACACAAAUAGCGCUCGUAUGUCUAACCGUUCUGAGUAUAUAUAGCAUCAGAAAGGUUAAACUUUACAAUAAAGUUUUCAGUUGCCAGAUUGCAACAUUUUACCGUGGCUUUGUUUUGAGCAAUUUUGAACGGGGCCACACUCACUGUUCAUUUUGCGCUUAGGUAUGGCAAUUUAUAAGUUUCUGCUUAAUUGCGGUUUGUGGACAAUGCCAACCGUCUUACAUUGCCGAGAAUAUGUAUAUCUAAAUUUUUAGUUACCAGCUUGCGCAGAUGGAUGUACGGACGGACAAUAAUUCUUCUUCUUUACUGGCGUAGACACCGCUUACGCGAUUAUAGCCGAGUCAACAACAGCAAGCUGAUUGUUGGUUUUCAUUGGGGGUGUUUUUUUACGUGGCGGGUCCCAAACCCAGCGCACAACCCUAAGUAGGGGAAAUAAUUACAAAUUGGAAAUAAAUACCUGUUUUUAUUUGAGUUGGAUAAUUUACGCUGUGGCGUGAAUUUUCAUAUGUUUUUGUUUUUUUGGAUUCCAUUGAAAUAAAUGAACACUUUUAUGUAUGCUAUAUUAAAAAAAUUAUAAAAACGAAAUAAAUACAACACCUGCAUACUACGCUUUUAGCUUUAACAAAAUAUUAUGAAAUAUAGAAUACUUACAUAUGUAUAUAUAGCCACUUCAAAUUGACUUGUAUUUCACUGUCAUUCAAUCAGACAGAGUCUAUGCAAAGAUGAGAGAAUACCUGCAUCAACAAGUGAUGUUUGAGGGCAUAGUUUGUCAGUACCUAAACUUCUUGGUCAGCUAUUAUAUUAUAUUAAUUUAUUCAAGUAAAAAUUUAUCAAAAUAUAAUAGCUAUGCCAUAAUUCAUAAGGGACUCGUUAUUGUUUCAUUCCAUGUAAUUCAAUUAAUUUUACAUGUUUUGAUUUACAAAGAUUUUUAGUCAAAAUAUCUACUGGCAUAUUAUCUGUACUUAAAUAUUUUAAAUCAAUUACAUUAUUUUUUGCAACUUCUCGUAAUAAUGAAAUCGUAUAUCAAUAUGUUUACUUUGAUUGUGGUUAACUGGAUUCUGCGCUAAAUGUUGUGAACUCAAAUUAUCACCAUACAUUGUGAGCGCCCUCUUGCUAUUGUUGCAAUCCAUUUCACUUAACAAAUUUUUCAAAUAAACUGCCUCUUUGGCUGCCGCCGAUAACGCCAUGUAUUCAGCUUCGGUACUGCUUAAAGCAACUGUCACCUGUUUCUUACUCUCCCAAGAGAAUACACAACCUGCCAGAGUGAAUGCAUAGCCGGUAUAGGACCUUCUGUCAUCUACGCUGCUACCCCAAUCUGCAUCUACGAAGCCCUCUGCUUGCUUACGCGUCUUUCUGAAAUGAAGCUUUAAAUUUUUCGUAGUAGAAAUAUACCUUAGUACAUGUUUUGCUGAUGUUCAAUCUGAGGAUCGCAAUUCCUUUGCGCCAACUUGCUGACUGAAUGUAAGAUGUCGGACCUUGUCGUUACUACUAAAUACAUCAACGCGCCAACUGGGAUUCUGUAGCAUUUACCCUUUCGCAUUCAAUUGUAGAACAUUGAAUCUUGAAACCAGGAUCAAGUGGAGUAGAUGCCCCACGACACUUCUCCAUACCACACUGCUUCAAGAAAUUUUGCACGUAUUGGGAGUGACCAACAGAUAUAUCGCCUACGCUGCCAAUACGUUCAAUCUUCAUUCCAAGAAAAUGUUGGAUCCUGCCUUUGUCAACAAUAUCGAAACUCUCAGCGAUUUGUCUCUUUAUCGCCAAUAGGUGUGCCUCGCUCGAACUUGCCACGAUAAUGUCGUCAACGUAAACAGCAAUGAAGUUAUAAUUUUUAUCAACAUUUUUCGCAUAAAAGCAUGGCUCAUUCUGACACUGCUUAAAACUAAUGGAUUUUUUGUUUUGAAAUCGGAUUGCAUCUUCAACCCCAACUCCGGCCUUGAAAUUUCGGAAAUUCGCCUAAAAUCGUGAAAUUGUCUACCUAGCGCCUGAAAUACACAUCUCAUGGCAAUAUGUAUAAAACAAAGGUUUUUUGUCACGUCAUUUGCUACCGAAAUGGGAUAAGUGAUCAUGGCCGUAGGAUGAACCGUUCCCGAGAUACGAGCGAAAAGGCGGCGCGCCUCAGCGCAAGGUGAAAAUCGGCUUGCGGCCAUACUACUUGACGUUGAUUUCGCCGAGUGCUAUCACUCACAUUCAUUCACCUACGCCAAAAAUACGUUCGGAUAGGUCUCCACACAAAUAUUUUUUCAUCGAGUUCCUUCACUCUUGUCGGUGAUUCCGCCGAGUUCUAUCACUUACAUUCAUUUCCCUGCGCCAUACGACACGUUCGGACUGGUCUCCACAUAAAUAUUUUUUCACCGAGUUCCUUCACUCUUGUCGGUGAUUUCGCCGAGUGCUAUCACUUAUAAUCUCUCAACAGAACACAGAACUCAAAAUGUCUGUGUCUAAAUUUAAAUUUAGACAGAAAUAUCCUGUGUUUGGCAUAUAUCCGUACAAUCUCUCUGAGUCCCAGUUACCUACUUACCAGGAUGUUCUUUUGUGUUAUCAGUUUGAAAGAUUUCGUGUAGGCCGACCCCGAGGCGACAACUAUGAACCUAGGAGUAAAGAGGUUACAGAUAUAGUUGCAAAAAAGGUUGACUUGACUUUUAAAAAGCCAUCUAUUCCGAUAGUUUCACACACCAGAGUUGUACAAAUGCUCACCACAUACAUUAAGAAAUUUCUGACUCUUAAACAAAUGUUUUUAAGGAACCCAAUAAGUUUGAGCUCUAAAAGAGACGACUUUGUCUCUUCUGCCGGAAAAUUAUUUGAAAUCGCUAAAGAAAAGCUUUCAAAACGUCAUUCAACAUCAAAACUUACCAGAAAAGUAUCAGCUAGAACACGUUACCAUUCAGAUCAGCCAGACUCUCAUACAGACGACAACAAUGUAGGUGCGUCGCAAAUGGAUUCUUCCAAAAACGAUGCUGAUGAUGAAUUUUCUCUUCCAUUCUCUAAAACCAAACAAAACACACUAGUAUUAGAACACACUGAUUUAGCUGCCCAAAGAAUUGGAGUAAGUGAUAGAGCAGCAGCUUUGUUUGUUUCAUCUGCUUUUCUGGAUGCCAAAAAAGCAGGUUUGAUAACUGAGGAUCAGGCUAGCUGUGUCACUGACAAAUGCAAGAUUAGUCGGGCAAAAAAAAGUGUUGGAGUUAAGCUCCAAAACACCGAAACUAUUGACUCUAUAUAUGGGCUGUAUUUUGACGGCCGCAAAGACAAUACACUUACACAAGUCAGCGAAGGUGAAAGGUACUACCGCGACACUGUCAAAGAGGAACAUAUUUCUCUUAUAGCGGAACCUGGUUGUCAUUACUUUGGCCACGUCACCUCUCCUUUCGGGUAAGCUGAGGAUGAGACGCAAGCUAUAUGGCAACAUUCAGAAGAGAAUUCAGUUGAUGUGGAACAUCUAGAAGUUGUCGGUGCUGAUUGCACCAACACGAAAUUAGGUUGGAAAGGUGGAGUCAUUCGGAAACUAGAAGAAAGAAUAGGUAGGCCAUUACAGUGGGUUGUUUGUCUUCUACAUUUCAACGAACUUCCAUUUCGUGCUCUUUUCGAACACAUAGAUGGUGUCUCAAAGAGUCCAAAUACAUUCUUUGGCGACAUAGGUAAACUGCUCCCUGAUUGUGAGAAUUUGCCUGUUGUCAAAUUUGAAAGUUUUCCAUCCUGCCAAUUACCUUCUGAGGUUAUUAAUCCGACCCAACUUGGCACAGAUCAAGCUUAUCAUUAUAAAAUAUCAGAAGCUGUUAUUUCCGGUCAAUGUUCCUCAGAUUUAGCGUCGAUGCAUCCAGGUAACAUGUGCAAAUCUCGCUGGCUCACCUGUGCAAAUAGAAUUCUGAGAGUAUACAUUUCUACUGACAAACCAACAAAGGAAAUAAAGAUUUUGGUCAAGUACAUACUUACAGUUUACUCACCUUUGUGGUUCUCAAUAAGAUUCAGCAGUUCAAUCAAAGAUGGCCAUCUCUAUGAUGCAAUUCAAAGGUCGAGAUACUUACCUGCUAAACUGCGCAAGGUUGUUGAUUCAUCCAUUCAACAGAAUGCUUUCUUUGCUCACAUUCUCCUUAGUAUGAUGACUGACGAACGGAUAGAAGUCAGAAAGUUGGCCCUUGACCGUCUUCUGGCAGCCAGAGAACCAGAGUCUGGCACUGUAAAUGAAAGGGUUACAUGUAAUAAAGUGCCAAAGCUGAAUUUCAAAGCUAAUAACUAUUACGAUAUGAUUAACUGGAAGACUAUUACCUUGACUGUUCCACCAGUUCUUUGUUCAGUUUCUAACGAAGAACUCAUAAAAGGGCUGUCGGGAGACACUGCAGAGGUAUGGAAAUUUAGUGAAUUCCCCUCUCACACCGUGGCAGUCGGCAAUCGAGAGAACCGUCAAACUGGUGACAGAGGCAUCUUCUAAAGUUAUUGGCCCCCAAUCUCGUGAUCGUUUUGUACGCUCUACACUGAAAUCUAGGCAACAAGUGCCAAAGUUUAGUACAAAAUCUGAUUUUAUCAAUAAAUUCGACACAGAUUCAGACUAAAACAAGCCUGACAUAUCGUAGGUUGGUUGGGUUGGGUUGGGCUUGGGAGGAACCCGAAGAGCAGCCACCUCCACGCGGUGGAUUUUGGGUGACCAGUACAGAUUAGCUGAGAGCUGCAGCAAUUUUCACCUUGCGCUGUGGCGCGCCGCCUUUUCGCUCGUAUCUCGGGAACGGUUUAUCCUACGUCCAUGAUCACAUACCAUUUCGGUAGCAAAUGAUGUGACAAAUAACUUUUGUUUUAUACAUUUUGCCAUGAGAUGCGUAUUUCAGGCGCUAGGUAGACAAUUUUACGAUUUUAGGCGAAUUUGCGAAAUUUCAAGGCCGGAGUUGGGGUUGAAGAUGCAAUCCGAUCUCAAAACAAAAAGUUGCAUUGGAAUCAGGAAGUACUAAAGCAACUUUUCCGCACUAUUAGAAAUCCCGAAUCGAAAAAGUCCGGAAUCGACCCACCCUAUUCCAUAUACGCCUCAUCGUCUAUCUCGCUGCUAAGGUACGACGUUGAUACAUCCAGUUGAUGCAUAUGUAGUUCUUUUUCAGCUGCCAAUGCAAACAGCAUUCGUAUGGUAGCAUAACCUACAACAGGGGAAAACGUUUCGUUGUAAUCAACGCCAUACCGCUGGCUACACCCCUUUGCAAUUUUUUUCCAAUUGGCAUCAGUUAAUGCCCAUGUUUGUUUUCUAAUAAACGAAUCGUAUUCUCUGUUCAUAGCCUCUUGCCAGCGUUUACAGAGUACUAAAACAAAUCCAUUCAAGAGCUUCCUCUUGGUCUUGAAUCUUGCUUGUAGAGAAUUGUAUUCGCGGGUACCACGUGACCUUUGGUAUAAGCGUCUUACUUUUUGGCAUUCAUUUGGUAGUUGAGCAAUUGUGUCGUUCCACCAGUAAAAGGGAUGAUGAUUGCACCGUGAAAGCUUCGAUAUUGAUAUGUAGCAUGCAGUUAUAAUGCAGCCCGUUAUCAAUGAACCGCUUGAUUAACCGACCGCAUGUUGUCGCGAAGAGUAGCAGGCCCAAAGGUAAAGGGUCUAUAAGUGGAGCAGUGUUUGCGAAGAAAUUAUCUCAAAUAUAAUGACAUAGUGGUCGCUAAGAGUGUACAUAUCGCUAAUUUGCCAUUUAGAUUUACGAACUAGGCUUGAGUUUACGAAGGUAAGGUCUAUCACCGUUUGGCGCCCACCUUUGUUGAAUGUGCAUUGGUUACUUGUGUUGAGCAGCUCAAGAUCAAAGGAAGUAAAAGCUUCUAGUAAGGCCAUGCCCCUACUAUUAGUUCUUUUGCAUCCUCAUUCAAUAAAUAUUACUCUAUUUAGUUCAACCUCGGGCAUCGGUCACAAGGCUGUCGAUAAUUAUUCCUAAAUUCUUCAUUAAUGAUGCUGGGGGGUAAAUAGCAAUAAAAUAUAUACAUAUAUAUGUCGCUAACUUUAGCUCGAACAAAGCCAUUGAAAGAGAAUGUAGACUCCAGUUGAGGGAAGCUAGGGUUACAUUUCCAUACAUCAGCCUUAUUUUCUGUGUCACUUAACGAGUUUACCCUCCGCCUAGUUUUAUAUGGUUCGCUGAUCGUCUGUUUUAGCAGGUCCUGUGCCGCUUGACAAGGAUUAAGAUUGAGUUCUAAGAAUCUCAUAUAUACCGGGCAUCUGACGCUUCCAGUGAAAUGCUUAGCUUCUUUGAAUCCAGCCAGGCAGAGUAAACAUUUCGGUUUAUUUGUGCAGUCCUUGGUCUGAUAUUCACCUUCGCUACAUCUUCUGCAAGUCCUAGACCUAACCUCAUUUGUGCAGUUUUUUGCAGUGUGUCCAUAUUCGACACAUUUAAAGAAUCGCUGUGGUUGUCUAGCUACCUCAACCGGGAGUUUAAUGAGAGUUGUUUGGAUGUCUCCAUAAGACUUUCUAAGUUCUUAACUAUUAAGAUCGUCAGUUCAAGGUUACCUAACACUCACUGUGAGCAUACUUCUUCCUUGCUUGUAACUUUAUCAAAGUCUUUGCUGUCCAGUAGAUUCUCCUAGGUCAGAAGUUUAACGUUGGCUUGAUCCCCAAGAUAUUUCUUCAUGGUCUCCUGAGAGUCAGUUGGAAUCACGGUUCCGCUUAGUUGUAGCAACAUUUCACCACUUUGACUAUUAAGUAUUUUAGUGACGAUAUUUCCAACCGCUGAGGGUUGAGUCGGUCUUGAUUUUCCGUGGAAUCUCCGCAUAGGUACCUAUAGUUGAUCGAAAAGGUCGGUUAAUGUGUGAUAUAUAUAACUAAAAUUAAGAGUAAUUCUUCUCUUAUAAUGGUAAGUCUGUAUGUCAAAAAUGGGAUGAGUCGGACCAAUACUUCCCUUUAGCCGCCAUAUACUUACAAUAAUGAUUUUCGAUCUUCAGAUUGACUUUACUCUAUACGACAGAUUUUACAAUUUAAACUAUUUCCCUAGCUUUGGUUCUUGGUUGCAAAAGUAUAAAAUGUUCGGUUGCACCCGAAUUUGCCCAUCGUUACUUUUUUUUUAACUAUAUUUAUUGAAUAAAAUAGCUUGUAUGUGUAAACAUUGCAUACGUUCAAAAAAAGUCGUUUCCUUUAAAAUAAAAAGCACAUAAUUUAAGAAAGUUAAAUCCUAUUCAGUUUUAUCAAGUCAGUUGACAUUUUACUUUUAAUUUUCACUGUAAACAUAAGCUUAUAUGGCUUAAAUUAUGUUGACGAAAGAACAUGAACGUUAAUAGUUUUUUGUACCAUCGAUAAUUGGAUAAGGAUCGUAGUUGACAACUUCUCCAACAUAGAAAGGAUUACUCUAUUGACUCAUUCAAAUAAGCCAUUGUCCCUCGGAACGCUCAAUUAUAUUUUCGCUACAAAAAUGUAUAAAUUUGGUUUUUGAUUUUGAAUAAUUGUAACCUAUGUGCUCAAAUGCUUUAUAUGUAGUUCUUCGCCGUGGAAUCAAAGUUGCCCGAGUAUUCGAUUUGUCAUUUGCAUUUGGGUACCUUAUCAACAUAAGCAUGUAAUGCAAAAACUGUCUUGCUUUCCUGUACCGCUGUCUGCGAGUUGAUGUGAGCAAAAUAGUGCUGACUAGGGAUGGCAAGAUUGGUUACAGAAUCGAUUCUCGAUUCUGACUAUUUUUCUAUAUUUUUCGAUUCUAAGAAUCGAUUAUCCGGGGGGAAAUAUCGAUUCUUUCGAUUCUAAUCGAUUUUAAAUUAAAAGGACAAAAAUUUAUUUAUUAAAUCACAAGGCAUAAAUUGAAUGAAUAAUUCAAAUCGAUUAAAUAAAACACAAAAAUAGUUAAAAACAAUUAUAUUGUUUUGUUUAUAAAUAAGGUACCAAGAACAUUACAUUUCAUUUAAAUUUUCUUUUAAAUAAUUCAAGUUAAUUAAAGAAGUUUAAUAAAAUAAGUUUUUAAAUAAGCAAUAAGCUAAUUGUCAGUUUAAGAAAACCAUACAUUUUCCGGGACAGAUCUUAAAAACAGAAGCAUAUUUAAGUGAUCUGGCGUUAACCGGCUGCGAAUUUGAUUCGCAGUUAGCCCAGUAUGCGAAAAUAAACGGUCACAAGGUCUUGAAGUCGCAACAAUUGAUAAGUAUUUUCUUGCAAUCCUCGAUACGUGAGGAUACUCAUUUUCGAUACUUUUCCAAACAUGUAAUGGAUCUUGUGUACUACCUCUAUCUACUAUCGGCCGAUUAAUAAAUUGCCUUAAUUCAAUUGGUACUCCACCCGCUUCAUAAUUGUCGUAGUACGGAUUACUCGAUUGUACAGCUUGAUCCAAAAAAUCCCAGAAAUUUUUAUCUUUGUUUGAUGGCUGUUGAUCAUCAAUAGUUAGCCGACUAUCACACUCAAUAGCUAAGUUUUUUGACACUUUCACCUCCUCUUUUACCAGUGAACCUAUACGUAUAAAAUUCCAAUAACAUAUUAAUACUACUUAAAGUAUUAUAAUAAUAAAAAAAAUUAAUUUUUCCCUAUAGUUUAAUAAAUUUUCCAUGUCAAUGACGUACCCACAGUCUCUAUAGCACGUGAACAGCUAAAGAUACUCUGGAAACCAAUUUUUUUGUAUCGAGGAUCAAGAAGCGUUGCGAUGUGAUACACUUUAACAAACUCAAUGUUGGAAAAUUUUUGCUUUAAUUCAGCCAUUAACUUUUUCUUUAAUUCUUUACCAACUGUCGUGAUGGGAUUAAGCUGAUUUGUUUUCUGCAAAAAAAAUAAAAUAAAAAUUAUACAGUUAAUUAAAAUUAUUCUUUUAUGAUAGUAUUCUUUUCAUCUAUUAUUUUUUCAUGAUAGUAAUUAGUUUUAAAAAUCAGAUCACCUCACUUUAAAUGUAUUAUAUAAAACGAUAAAUAGUAAAACAAAAAAAUUACGUACUUCUUGAAGUCGUUUUACCAGUGGAAUACAUUUACUCAAAGUCACGAGCUUCAUGUAUAGCAAACCGCAAAGAAUAAAAAAGAUCCUUUAUUUCAAUAAGCGUAUCAAGAUCAUCACCUGAUAAAACAUCUGGUGGCUUUGAUCGUGAAGUUUUAUCUCUUUGAACUUUAAGAAGAGCUUGAUUCACGUAAUCCGCGAGAUUAAUAAAACGGUCCAACAUCUCAUAGCCUGAGUUCCAGCGAGUUCUAACUUCUUGUAUUAAUUUUAACGAUGGUUUUCCAGAUUUUUCUUGUAAAAUUUUCAAUUCUCGAGAAGCAUUUUCACUACAUCUAAAAAAUUUAACUAUUUUUUAACCUUGACGAGUAAAUUUCCGUCCGUAUCACUAUCGUUUUCAUCGAGGGAUUUAAGCAUCUCACUUUGAUCAGAUUCAGAUGCCGGCUGUGUAAUAUCAACUUCAAUAAGACUUUGUCCAACAUUAUUUAGAGUGCAACCAAUACAUGAAACAUGUUUUGCUUCACCAAAGUGUUUUUUGAUAGCCCCUUUUAUGUUGGCUCCUCCGUCUGACAGCACCGCACUGAUUUUAUUUUUAUCAAUCCCCCACUCUUCACAGAUUUCAUUUAAUCUUCCUAUUAAAUAUGGAAUUGUUUUUCGUUCGGUUAAAUAGUACGCACCAAGUUCAUAAGAAGUCAUUUCAUAAUCUGAAAAAAACGGGGUAUAAUCAUAUAAUUUAAGAAUAAAAUUUACCUUUCAAAUAAUGAGUUGUGUGACAUUGUGUGCUGAUGAGUCCAAAUGUCUGUGGUAAGACAUAUAGAAUCUGCCUUUUUCAAUUCUUCUUUAACUUUCAAUUUUAAUUCUUCAUAUUUUGCUUUCAUUCGUUGGUCGAUACCUAAAGAGGCUGUUGAUACGCAGAACACAUAUUUAGAAGAGUGACAAAAGUUCGUCAAAAACUGGUUCAAACACAUGUUAACAUACCAAGGGUGAUCCAUUUCGAGGUUUCCUACUUUUUAAGGAAAAAACCCAGGAAAUUUAAUGCGGAAUGUUUAUUAUUGUUAAGUAAUAAAACGUGGUCGUUUUAAUUAUAAAACAUAGGGUUUGUACGGAAAGUAAUACGAAUUAGUCGAAUUAAAAAAAAAAAAAUUGAACCAAUCGCUACAGUUCUUUAAAGACUUUCAAAAUAGGCUCCCUCUGCGUCGAUGCAUCGCUUCCAGCGCGAUUUACAAUCAUUGAAGGCGUCACGGAAGACAUUCUCCAAAAUAACCUUGAGAGCCGAUGUGCAUACUGCUUGGAUCUCAUCUGUCGUCUCAAAAUGCUUGCCUUUCAUCUGCCCUUUCAGACAAGGAAUCAAAAAAAAGGGAUCUUACUAAAAAAUCAGUGACUCGUCACCUGUGAUUACGUUAUUCGAAAAUUAGGGGUCACUUUCGCACAUGUUUAAUUUUUCUUGGUAUACUUCCACUCGCCGCAAAUUCUGGUCGUCAGUGAGCACUUUUGGCACUCCGGCACAUUGUCAUGAACUACAGUUUUUGAUAAAUUUAACAUCUGGGUAAUUAAACGAAUACACACGAGUUACAUUGUCAGUGUUCGUCGAAGUCGCAGGUCUCCCUGCACGGUCAUCAUCAGCGACAUCUUCCCGGCCCUCCAAAAUGGUCUGGUGCCACCGAAACACCCAACUUCUUGCUAAAGCAACAUCUGAGUAAGCCUGCUUAAUUGUAUCAAUUUUAUUUACAAUUGUAGCCGUUAAGGACUGUUUAGAAAUCUGAACAUACUGUUCACGUUGUAGUGUUUCUUCUUCUUCUUAAUUGGCGUAGACACCGCUUAGCCGAGUUAACAACCGCGCGCCAGUCGUUUCUUCUUUUCGCUACGUGGCGCCAAUUGGAUAUUCCAAGCGAAGCCAGGUUCUUCUCCACUUGGUCCUUCCAACGGAGUGGAGGUCUUCCUCUUCCUCUGCUUCCCCCGGCGGGUACUGCGUCGAAUACUUUCAGAGCUGGAGUGUUUUCGUCCAUCCGGACAACAUGACCUAGCCAGCGUUGCCGCUGUCUUUUAAUUCGCUGAACUAUGUCAUUGUCGUCGUAUAUCUCGUACAGCUUAUCGUUCCAUCGAAUGCGAUAUUCGCCGUGACCAACGCGCAAAAGACCGUAAAUCUUUCGCAGAACUUUUCUCUCGAAAACUCGCAAUGUCGACUCAUCCGUUGUUGACAUCGUCCAAGCCUCUGCACCAUAUAGCAGGACGGGAAUUAUGAGUGACUUAUAGAGUUUGGUUUUUGUUUUUCGAGAGAGGACUUUGCUUCUCAAUUGCCUACUUAGUCCGAAGUAGGCAAGAGAUAUCCCGCGUUGGAUUUCUUGGCUGACGUUGUUGGUGGUGUUUACGCUGGUUCCAAGGUAGACGAAAUUAUCUACAACUUCAACUUGUCAACAGUGACGUGAGUGCCAAGUCGCGAGGGCGACGACUGUUUGUUUGAUGACAGGAGAUAUUUCGCCUUGCCCUCGUUCACUGCCAGACCCAUUUGCGUUGCUUCCUUGUCCAGUCUGGAGAAAGCAGAACUAACGGCGCGGGUGUUGAGGCCGAUGAUAUCAAUAUCAUCGGCAUACGCCAGUAGUUGUACACACUUGUAGAAGAUGGUACCUUUUCUGUUGAGUUCUGCAGCUCGAACUAUUUUCUCCAGAAGCAGGUUGAAAAAUUCGCACGAUAGGUUACGCCUUGUCUGAAACCUCGUUUGGUAUCGAACGGCUCGGAGAGGUCCUUCCCGAUCCUGACGGAGCUUUUCGUGUUGCUCAACGUCAGUUUAGACAGCCGUAUUAGUUUUGCGGGGAUACCAAAUUCAGACAUCGCGGCAUAAAGGCAGCUCUUUUUCGUGCCGUAGAAAUUAGCUUUGAAGUCGACGAAGAGGUGGUGUGUGUCGGUUCUCCUUUCACGGGUCUUUUCCAAGAUUUGGCGCAUGGUGAAUAUCUGGUCGGUUGUUGAAUUACCAGGUCUGAAGCCACACUGAUAAGAUCCAAUCAGUUAGUUGACGGUGGGCUUUAAUCUUUCACACAAUACGCUCGAUAGAACCUUGUACGCGAUGUUGAGGAGGCUUAUCCCACGGUAGUUGGCGCAGAUUGUGGGGUCACCUUUUUUAUGGAUUGAGCAGAGCACACUUAGAUUCCAAUCGUUGGGCAUGCUUUCGUCCGACCAUAUUUUACAAAGAAGCUGAUGCAUGCUCCUUAUCAGUUCUUCGCCGCCGUGUUUGAAUAGCUCGGCCGACAAUCCAUCGGCCUUCGCCGCUUUGUUGUUCUUCAGGCGGGCAACUGCUAUUCGAACUUCUUCACGGCCGGUUAAUGGAACGUCUGCUCCAUCGUCAUCGAUUGGGGAAUCGGGUUCGCCUUCUCCUGGUGUUAUGUGUUCACUGCUAAUUAGCAGGCUGGAGAAGUGUUCCCUCCAUAAUCUAAGUAUGCUCUGGGCAUCGGUGGCUACAUCACCUUCGGGGGUUCUACAGGAGUAUGCUCCGGUCUUGAAACUUUCUGUAAGCCGCCGCAUUUUUUAGUAGAAUAUUCGAGCAUUCUCCCUGUCGGCCAGCUUAUCAAGCUGUUCGUACUCACGCAUUUCGGCCUCUUUUUCUUCUUCUGUCUGCAAAUGCGUCUCGCUUCCCUCUUCAACUCUCGAUAUCUAUCCCAUCCCGCACGUGUUGUGGUCGAUCGUAACGUUGCGAGGUAGGCAGCCUGUUUUCUCUCCGCUGCAACACGGCACCCCGUCAUACCAGCUGUUCUUUUGCACUUUCUGAAAACCAAUGGUUUCGGUUGCAGCUGUACGUAAGGAGUUUGAAAUGCCGUCCCACAGUUCCCUUAUACCGAGUUGUUGACGAGUGCUCUCAGAGAGCAGGAGUGCAAGCCGAAUAGAGAAUCGUUCGGCUGUCUGUUGCGAUUGCAGCUUCUCGACGUCGAACCUUCCUUGUGUUUGUUGGCGUGCGUUUUUUGCUGCACAGAGGCGAGUGCGAAUCUUAGCUGCCACAAGAUAGUGGUCCGAGUCGAUGUUGGGACCUCGGAGCGCACGCGAAUCUAAAACACUGGAGACGUGUCUUCCGUCUAUCACAACAUGAUCGAUCUGGUUGGUAAUUUUUCGAUCCGGAGACAGUAAGGUAGCUUCAUGAAUCUUCUUAUGCUGGAAUCUAGUACUAUAGAUAACCAUAUUUCGGGCCCCGGCGAAGUCGAUCAGCCUAAACCCAUUUGGGGAUGUUUCCUCGUGGAGGCUGAAUUUUCCGACCGUAGUGGCAAAGAUACCUUCUUUGCCCAUCCUGGCGUUGAAGUCGCUGUUGCGUCAAGCGACAAAAUAUAUAUUUAAACCUAAAACUGAAAUUAAGAAAAAUGAAUUGUAAAAAAUUAUAAAUAUUGAAUUGCAUUAGUAUUGUAUACUUACCCUAAUAAUAUUAAAUAUACUUACCAUAAUCUAUUACUUUAAGUUAAAAUGAAUUACUCACCUCUUUUUGUACAUACCUGUAUACUUCCAUUCCAACUGUUCUAUCCCGUUAGUUUUAAGACUUAGGCUAAGUAACUAGAUGAGCUGAAAUAAAGAAAUUAUUGUUAUUUGACCGCAAUUGAAUCCGCACGCGUUUUUCUAUUUUUCGCUAUCUCGUUCGUUCGCUUAUUUUUCUUCACAGUAUCGUGAGCCAAAGUGCAGGCAAUUGGUUGAAUUUUAAUUUUAGUGAUUUCACGUGUCCCGACUAUUAUUUUUAUCUCAAAAACUCUUGAGAAAUUUUUCAUGGCGCCCAAGCAGGGACAUGAGCGUGAUUAGAAAAUUAAAAUAACUACAUACAAUAUAAAAUAUCUUUUUCGCAACCAAUUGCCAAAUGUCGUUUUCGGUUUUCGGUUCUCACGGUUCUCACGAUUAAGUGAAGUGGCAAGUUAAAAAAAAAAAAAAAAAUAUUAUAAAAAGGAUUAAGGAUCCAACUAUAAAAACAUAUAUAUGUAUGUACAUAUAUGUACAUACAUAUAGUUAAAAUAUAUUUGAAGUGCGUGCAGUCCAAUACAAAAAUAUAAUAAGUGGAACCUAUAAUAAAAAUAACGAAAUAUACAUUUACAUACAUAUAAUAUAAGUGCAGUGGAAAUCUGUGGAAAAAAUAUAUACAUAUACAUACAGUGUUAAAUCAAGUGCUAAAAUACUUACCGUAUACUUACCUCAGCAUAAAAAUCCUAAGAGAAAAAAAAGGAGAAAAAUUGUGGAGUGUGUGCUUAGUGUAAAGUGAAAAAUUCACCAAAGCGAAGAAGAAAGAAUUAAAAUAAAAGGUGGUACUAAGGUGGAAGGUGAAUUUUAUAUGCGGAACAGUGGUGGGCGCAAAUAAAAGCUCAAAAGUUUUUGAAAUACCAAAAAUAAUAUUAUAAAUACGUUACUGUUGAAAAAAAAGGAAACAGUUUUAUAAACUGUUUAAAGUGCCGCAUAAUUAAAAAACCGGUAAAGCCGGUAAAGUGCCGGUAAAAACGACAAACCGUUUCCACCGCUAUCCGCAACUUUUUGGUGCUUCAAUCCGCUGCUGUUAUAACUCCGCUGCUGCCAUCACGUCGCUGCCUUCAAUCUAUUGCUGUCGUCGCUCCGCUGCUGUUAUAACUCCGCUGCUGCCAUCACGUCGCUGCCUUCAAUCUGCUGCUGUCGUCAAUCUGUUGCUGCUGUCGUCGCUCCGCUGCUGCCAUUACUCCGCCACUGGUAUAACUUCGUUGCUGCCGUCUAUCCGCUGCUGCUUAAGUCAUCGUGGGAAUGAGCUGCCGCUGUAUCCUGUGCCAGAGGGACGUAAGCGCCGGCAAACAGCCGACGCACCAGGUAACGAGUGCGAAUUAUUGAAAGUGGUGCAAACAAAAAACAAUAAUAAUAAAACUGCAAACGCACACUUUCAGUUUUUGGCUCUCCCUUUUCACAUUACACGCCUAUUUACACAUAUAUAUAUAUAUCGUUUUCUACAUAUAUUAUAUAUUUUACAUAUACGUAUUAUAUACUAUACUUAUAUUGAAGUGAAUGUGAAGGGAUUUUGGGAUUGCGGAUUUGCCUAUAUUAAGGUGCGACCUUUUUGUAAAUCGCCUAAUUUUAAAAUUUUAAUUCGGUCAGUUUUUUCGCAUAUUAUCUCCUGUCUUCGCAAAUUUAAUUCUUGGACAAUAUUUUUUCGCGUUAAGUUUUCGACUGUGCUAGUGCUCAUUUUGCAUAACUCAUCGGUUUGGCUUUCAUAUACUUGGGAAUCGAUAUUAUUUUUUCUCGUUUUCGUAGCCGAUUCCAAAUAUAUUUGUUGCCAACCUUUAUUACUAUUGGUUUGGCUUUCGUAUAUUUGAGAAUCGCUUUAUAUAUUUUUUUUCGUUUUCGGUAUCGAUUCUUAAUAUAUCUGUUGCCAACCGUUGUAGUUUUUUUUUCCGGAAAUUUAAUUUAAACAAGCAAAAUGAGCAAGCCAAAGCCAACUAUCGCCAACCUCUCUCCAAGUAAGGAGUUAAUCGACUUAAAGUCAUUAAAGCGUCAAAGGACGGUGGCAAAAAAUAGUAUUUUGCGAAUAAAGACAGGCCUUUUAGAAAAAACCAUGUCGUUAGAUCCAAUUGAAUUGGAAUGUCGGCUCGACAUAUUAAAUUCACAUAGCGAAAAGCUAAUGAAAUGCCAAUCUAAAAUUGAAGAGAUUGAUGAAGACGACAUGGUCCGAGGGGAGUUAGAGGACAUAAUUGUUGAAACGAAAUCAAUAAUUAAAAAUAUUUUAGCCAAAAACCGAACGUCAAUUGCCGAAACAUCCUUCGUAGCUUCUCACAGCUCAAGGCUCCCUAAAAUGAAUUUGCCGAAAUUCAAGGGAGAAUAUUCAGAAUUUAAAAAUUUUAUGAGUUUGUUUGAGAGCUUGGUUCAUAAUGAUCCAAAUAUCCCAGAUAUAGAAAAAUUUAACCAUUUGGUAAAUUGUCUAUCUGGAGAGGCUCUGGGAACAGUUAAAGCGUUUCAGAUGUCGGAUGAAAAUUAUCCGAAAGCGUUGGCAAGUCUCAAAAAAGUUUACGAUAAUAAGUGCUUGAUAUUUUUCAAUACAAUAUCUAAACUUUUUGAGCUGCCAACCAUCCCAAAGCCAUCCGCGCCUUCAUUGCGAUCAAUGAUUGAUGAAGUGUCUGCCAUUUAUGACUCUUUGCUAUCUCUGGGCGAUGAGAAGCAAAUAACAAACGCCAUUAUAAUACAUAUAGUUAUGACAAAGGUUGACUCUGCCACCCGAUCCAAGUGGGAAGACCAACUUGACUACGAUCACUUACCAUUAUGGAAGGAUUGCGAAGCAACCUUAAAUAGAAGGUUUCAGCAGUUAGCAGCGGAAGGAGCAUCUUGUUCAAGAACGAAAUCCGGAGCCACAACCAGCACGAGCCACAUGAAGCAGCCACACAUGGACAGGACUAAAUCAGCUUUAGUUGCUGCAGAGGCAAAGCAGCCAACUUGUCAAAAAUGCAAGUCAAAAGAACAUCCUUUAACUGCCUGCCCCACUUUCAAGGCGCUUCCGGUACAACAGAGGUUCGAGUUUGUGAAAUCGGUGCCCUUAUGCAUAAAUUGCUUGCGUAAGGGGCAUACUGUGUCCAAGUGUAGAGCGGAUCGAUGUCGUGUAUGCAAUCGAUCGCAUCACACAUUGUUACACCAGUACCCGGUUUCCUUCCCCGCUGCAUCUCAUCCGCAACCAUCAACCACACAUGCCAUGCAUACAGCGAGUAUGCCGGAUCGGGUAAUGUUGGCGACAGCUGUUAUUCAAGUGAGGACCAGUUAUGGUGAAUACCUGCCUGCGAGAGCGUUAUUGGACUCAGGCUCCCAAGUCAACUUUAUGACGGAGGACUUGGCACAAAAGUUGCGGAUUCGUCGCCAACACAAAACGUUGAAUAUAAUAGGAAUUGGAAAUUCCAACACGAAAGUGGGGACAAAACCAAGCGCGUUUGUUAAGUCGCGGGCAAAUAAUUACGAAUUUUCGGCAGAAUUCUGGAUAAUGCGUUGCAUUUCGGCUAAUCAUCCAGACCAUAACAUAAAUGUUAAUGGCUGGAAAAUUCCGCGCAAUAUUAAAUUGGCGGAUCCAGAAUUCCAUAAAUCAAAAAAGAUUGAUAUCUUAUUGGGUGCAGAAACCUUUUUCGAACUGUUAGCGGUUGGCCAAAUUAAAAGUGGCCCUAAUCAACCAACGCUACAGAAAACCCUUUUAGGGUGGGUUGUGUCUGGCAAAUAUGCUAGCAAUCUAAGUCCUCCUCCUUCUGCAACUAGCACAUUAUGCCAAUCUGAAGAUGAUUAAUUCGGUGGUCCAAAAAUUUUGGGCGUUAGAAGAAUUACCUUCAGAAUCAAAUGGCAUCAAAUUCACACCAGAGCAACAAGAGUGUGAAAAAUUUUUCGUAAAUACAACUCAAGUAUUGCCUUCAGGACGGCUUCAAGUUAGAAUGCCCUUUAAAGCUGACCGUAAGUUACUCGGUCAUUCAUAUGAAACCGCAGUUCGGCGGUUUCAGGCCCUGGAGAGAAGGACAUUAAAAGAUCCAGAACUUCGUAAAAUGUAUCUGGACUUUAUGAAUGAAUAUAAAGCAUUGGGUCACAUGAGCCCAACGAACAAUAAGAUCCCGAGUGAGCCACACUACUUCAUUCCGCAUCAAUGCGUUUUAAGGCCCGAGAGCACAACAACCAAAUUACGUGUUGUAUUUGAUGGUUCGAGUCGAUCUUCAACUCAAAUAGCGUUGAAUGAACUUUUGAUGGUAGGUCCAACCAUCCAAGAAGAGUUAUACUCAACUCUUCUUCGUUUUCGCUUACAUAAGUAUGCACUAACAGCGGACAUUACUAAAAUGUACCGCCAAAUAAUUAUGCACGAAGAAGACAGAAAUUGUCAGCUUAUUGUGUGGAGAGAGCAUCCUUCUGAGCAAAUUCAAAUUUUUCGUCUUAACACCGUAACAUACGGCACUGCGCCUGCUCCAUUUCUCGCAACACGGUGUUUGCAAAUGCUCAGUGAUGCCAAUACAAUGAAAUACCCACUCGGUUCAUUGGCCAUUAAAAGAGACUUUUAUGUUGAUGACUUAUUAACAGGAUCUGAAAAUUUUGAGUCUCUAGAUCUUAUAAGAAGUGAAGUAAUUGAAAUA